Molecule: messenger RNA, 1239 nt
Organism: Aspergillus terreus NIH2624
Lineage: Eukaryota; Fungi; Ascomycota; Eurotiomycetes; Eurotiales; Aspergillaceae
Product: DHHC family palmitoyltransferase
Exons: 3
Coding region: 1-1239 (412 amino acids)
Biological process (GO): peptidyl-L-cysteine S-palmitoylation; protein targeting to membrane
Cellular component (GO): endoplasmic reticulum; Golgi apparatus
Molecular function (GO): protein-cysteine S-palmitoyltransferase activity
Source: RefSeq, a predicted model, not a curated record
AUGGGCCUCCUAAAGACUGUUGCGUGUGUGAUUUUGGGAAUUUCUGCAUUUGUCUUCAUCGCCUUGUUCGGAAGACUACCUGCAUUUCGAAAAACCCCAAUUGGUUUCCUCCACAGGGCCAUAUGUAUCUACCUCCCAAAUGGCAUUGUCUCGAUUGAUUCCUACAUCCUGGGUGGUCGAAUCACUGCCUGUUGGUCUCGAUCUGGGAAUUAUUUGUUGCAUGAGAACCAUCCCCUUAUCCUGAUCUUCUUUGCCUCCCUGUUAGUGGCAGGCGAAUGCGCAUUCAUCCCUAGUGCAUGGGCUAGGCUAUCUUUGACCCACCGACUGUGUGUGCCUGUUGUUGCGAUCGCACCAUACAUUCUACUCUAUCUGUCUGUUGUCACCAAGCCUUUUAUCACACCAAAGAAUCACGCAGAAGAAUUGGAGCGAUAUCCUUAUGAUCAUGUCAUCUUCCAUCCCGGACAUCAGUGUCGAACCUGUCACUUUAUCAAGCCGGCUCGAAGCAAGCACUGCAGUUUCUGUAAAGCAUGCGUUUCUCGACAUGACCACCACUGCGCCUGGCUGACAAACUGCGUUGGAGCCAAUAACUACCAGUAUUUCCUUUCAUUGAUCUUCUCGCUCUGCGUCAUGCUCAUAUACGGCUCAUUGCUGGGCUACUCCCUAUUGUGCCAAACAUGGGAGAGUUUAGUGCCGGCACGCUCACCAUUGCGGACGUCGAAACAGAGUUGGAUCACAUUUUUCAAUGUCUGGUCAUAUGUGAUAUCACUCGAUAUCCGAGUCGGCGCUGUUUCAUUGUUGAUGUUCUUGACAACCCCUCUGGCACUGGCCUUUCUGGUGUACCACAUCUACCUCAUCUGGGCCGGUACAACGACUAAUGAGAGUGCAAAGUGGUCAGACUGGAAGGAAGAUAUUGACGACGGACUUGUGUUCAGGUCUACCAAAGCCGAGAUCUAUGGUAGCUCUCCUUUGGUGGGCGAGUACCGAAAGCCGCAGUCCUGGCCGGUGAGCAGCGACCAGGUCCUCGUGCUUACGGACGGUGAGCCUCCUAGAGAAGGAUGCAAGCUCCGCCCCAACUCCAACGAAAUAUACCAGCCGAGGAAGCCCGAUGCCGCCAUCGACCCGCGAUGGAUCCGCGUGCGCAAUAUCAGCGAGGUCGACAAUAUCUACGAUCUCGGGUUCUGGAACAAUUUACGCCAUGCUUUCGGCUGGCCUAUCAGCCGAAAGUUAGCGCAUGACUAG